Xenia sp. Carnegie-2017 is the source of this 1547-nucleotide messenger RNA. RefSeq names its product deoxynucleoside triphosphate triphosphohydrolase SAMHD1-like. Lineage: Eukaryota; Metazoa; Cnidaria; Anthozoa; Malacalcyonacea; Xeniidae. Gene Ontology annotation, molecular function: dGTPase activity. The transcript has 2 exons. Gene Ontology annotation, cellular component: nucleus. Gene Ontology annotation, biological process: dGTP catabolic process. The record is from RefSeq and is a predicted model, not a curated record. Bases 177 to 1247 code for a protein of 356 amino acids.
CUUAUAUGUGUGGAAAAUUGAUCGAUUUACUUUACGAGCUUCAUCGUGAAGAGAGAAAAAGAUAAAAUAUAGAAAAAAUUGAAAUCACAAAAGAGGAACGUUUAUGUGUCAAAAUUGCAGGUCUUUGUCGUGGUCUUGGCCAUGGACCGUUCUCUUAUUUCUUUGAAAAAGUGUACAUGAAAAAGUUUUGUCGUGAAAGUACUGACAAUGAGUGGAAACACGCGACGGCGUCAGUAGAACUAUUUGAUCAUAUGCUCAAGUCAAAUCGUGAACUUAAGGACAGUUUUGCAAAGGAAAACCUUGAUGAGGAUCAUAUAAAAUUCAUUAAAGAUCUCAUCAAAGGUAAAGACCCUAACAAAGAAGAAGAAAAGGUAGAAAGGAUAUGUCCAUUUACAGGUCAACCAAAAUGGUUUCUUUAUGAAAUCGUGUCAAACAAACGAAAUCAUAUCGACUGCAAAAAAUUUGAUUACAUUGCCCGUGACUGCGCUAAUGUUGGAGUGAAAAGUAAUUUUGACCACAGACGCUACUUUGAAAAUGUUCGCAUCAUGUCUUUUAAAGGCCAACUUCAGAUCUGCGUACGUGACAAAGAGGUGUUUAACUUGUACGAGUUGUUCCACACACGUUGGUCCCUCUAUCACAGAGUUUAUCAACACAAAACUAAGGCACCAAUAGAAGAUUUGCUAGCUAGGGCGUUUUACAAAGUCGAUAAAAUCAUGAAAAUCUCAGAAGCUGUGAACUAUAUGAAACGAUACACCGUUCUGACAGACAGCAUUCUGUAUGGCAUCUUACGAAAUGAGAGCCGGAAGCGAGCUGUCGGAAAAGCGCAGGAUUUGAUAAGAUACAUACAAGAACGGAAGAUUUACAAAUUCUGUGGUCAGACUGAUUUACCGUCGAGCUUCACCUGCCCAAAAGAGGAUGAAAUCGUCCAAAAGUUGAUUGAUCUAUCAGAAAGAAAAUUGACAAAGAACGACAUAUUUGUUUCUAUAGUGGAAUUCGACUUUGCGAUGAAAGAUAAAAAUCCAGUUGAUGCUGUCAGGUUUUUCGAUAAAUCCCGCAGGGAAACGUUUGCGAUAAAAAGAGAAGAAGUUAGUAAAAUGUUGCCACAAAAUUUCCAUGAAACAUAUAUCAGAGUUUACGCAAAAAACCAGGAACAAAAUGAAGAACAGAUUCAAUUGAUUAAUGAAAUAAUUGAAAAAUGGUGCGACAAUAAUGAAUUUCCAAAACCAUAUGUUCCUAAAGCCUUAUGAACGAUUUUAUGCCACAUCUUUCUGUUCUAAAAACACACUUGAUAGUUUCUUAUAACUUAAACAACAUAUCGUAAAUUCAAAACACCAAUGAUUAUAGACACUUUAAAUGCCCAAGUCGGACAGUAAAUAUGGAAAAGUAAAAAAAUAGCUGGAGUGUAAAAGAUGGAAGAAUGGAAACAAAGGAAUGAAUAAAUAUUGAUAAUUAUAUUAUAAUCUAUGCUAAAAAUACUUUAUGUUAGAGCAGCACAAAACUGAAUCAAAAUAAAAUGAGAAGUAUUAUAAUAAACUUCCAACUUUCAA